Molecule: messenger RNA, 1474 nt
Organism: Nelumbo nucifera (sacred lotus)
Lineage: Eukaryota; Viridiplantae; Streptophyta; Magnoliopsida; Proteales; Nelumbonaceae
Product: putative prolyl 4-hydroxylase 3
Biological process (GO): peptidyl-proline hydroxylation to 4-hydroxy-L-proline
Cellular component (GO): endoplasmic reticulum
Molecular function (GO): procollagen-proline 4-dioxygenase activity; iron ion binding; L-ascorbic acid binding
Source: RefSeq, a predicted model, not a curated record
UCGGAAUUGUCAAAACUCAAAACAGAGAGAAAAAAAGGGAAGUAGAGAGAAUCAGAUCUGGUUUGUCUUCGACUGUUAGGGUUUUGGAUUAGAUAGCUGAGGUUUCGCUCGUUCUCUGACAAUGGCGAAACCGAGGCCUUUCCGGACCCCUAACAAGAGAUCGUCCACUUACACGCUUGCGCUUGCCAUGCUUCUCAUGCUCACUUUCGUUCUCCUCAUGCUCCUCGCUCUCGGUAUCUUCUCUCUUCCUGUCAGCAGCAAUGAUACCUCGAAAGCAAACGAUCUCAGCUCGUUCGUCCACAGGACUGUGCAUAGAAAUGAUGGUGGAUUCGGAGAGAGAGGUGAGCAGUGGACUGAAGUUCUUUCCUGGGAGCCCAGAGCGUUUAUUUACCAUACUUUCCUGUCCAAGGAAGAAUGUGAGUACUUAAUUGAGCUUGCAAAGCCUCAUAUGGAGAAGUCAACAGUUGUUGAUAGCACAACAGGAAAGAGUAAAGAUAGCAGGGUACGCACAAGCUCUGGAACAUUUCUCAAGAGAGGACAAGACAAAAUCAUAAGGAACAUAGAGAAAAGGAUCGCAGAUUUCACUUUCAUACCUGUUGAGCAUGGGGAAGGACUUCAAAUUCUCCACUAUGAGGUUGGACAGAAGUAUGAGCCUCAUUAUGACUACUUCCUUGAUGAAUUUAACACUAAGAAUGGGGGUCAAAGGAUGGCAACUCUUCUUAUGUAUCUCUCUGAUGUUGAAGAAGGAGGGGAGACAAUAUUUCCCUCCACCAAUACCAAUUUCAGCUCUGUGCCAUGGUAUAAUGAGUUAUCUGAAUGUGGAAAAAAGGGUUUGUCUGUUAAACCAAAGAUGGGUGAUGCAUUGCUAUUCUGGAGCAUGAGGCCUGAUGCCACUCUGGAUCCUUCAAGCUUGCAUGGUGGUUGCCCUGUGAUCAAAGGAAAUAAGUGGUCCUCUACAAAGUGGAUGCAUAUAAAUGAGUAUAAGGUCUAAGCUAUUGUUCUCAAGGUUACCAAGUUGAGUUUGCUGAGGUGGGCAAUUGUUGUAGUGUGUACAACACGCUUUAGAAUUCCAGCGAGAGCUCCAAGUUUUUGUGGGGAUUGAAACCUAGCAUGUAAGCUUGUAUUUUGUACGACCCAGAUGCCUUGUAAAAUUUUGAUAGAUCUCUCUGCUGACUCUAUUCAGGUUGGAAGGAAUCUCCCUUUCCAGGACAUGACACGUGACAAUAAAAUCUAAGUUUUAGCGGGAGGGUUAAUUAUUUUUUUUUUUACAAUUCUUAGUAUAAUGGAAGUAGCUGCCGAUACUUGGACAUGGAAUUGUAAAACUAAAAAUACUUCUAGAUGUAAAUGCAACAGGUUAGAUAUGUUUCAUUUACUCUGUGGCCGGUGGCACUCCCUCUUCAUGCUACUACACUAGCCUACUGUAUUUCCUUUUUCAACUGUAUUGACCAAUACAUAGUAGCUUGCAUUUAAAUCA